Messenger RNA from Diaporthe batatas, 1199 nucleotides. RefSeq names its product H(+)-transporting V0 sector ATPase subunit c''. Gene Ontology annotation, cellular component: proton-transporting V-type ATPase, V0 domain. NCBI's taxonomy places the organism in Eukaryota, Fungi, Ascomycota, Sordariomycetes, Diaporthales, Diaporthaceae. Gene Ontology annotation, molecular function: proton-transporting ATPase activity, rotational mechanism. Bases 212 to 814 code for a protein of 200 amino acids. Gene Ontology annotation, biological process: proton transmembrane transport. The record is from RefSeq and is a predicted model, not a curated record. The transcript is spliced from 4 exons.
GGCGGGUCGGGUCUAUGGUGGCAUUUGCCUGCCGAUUGGCCAGCCACGUGAUGAGCAAUAGGUAACUCCGUACCAGCUCCUUGUUGAUGACGGACGACCUUCUGGAGCUUUGAUCGGUUUGAGCUGUGUUCCGCGUAACCUUUGUGGCUCCCUACAGACAAAACAACCUUUUACACCAACCCUCUGACGGAGCCCUCCAUCAUCGCCCAGGAUGAGCACGGCAUAUUCUCUCGGCGGCGCCACCGGCGCCCUGGCCAUUGUGGGAGCUUACAUGCUCUUUACUGGCAGCGGCGAGGCCUUCAACGUCGGCGCCUUUCUCGAGUCCGUGUCCCCAACAGGCUGGGCAAGCUUGGGCAUCUCGCUGUGUAUCGGCCUGUCGGUAGUUGGAGCAGCAUGGGGCAUCUUCAUCACCGGAUCUUCGAUUGUCGGCGGCGGUGUCCGCGCUCCCCGUAUCCGAACUAAGAACCUCAUCUCCAUCAUCUUCUGCGAGGUCGUCGCCAUCUAUGGUGUCAUCAUGUCGAUUGUCUUCUCGGCCAAACUGAAUGGCAUCCAGGGCGAGGAGCUGUAUGACGCCAAGACAUACUACACCGGCUUCGCUCUGUUCUGGUCGGGCUUGACAGUCGGUGUGUGCAAUCUGGUCUGUGGUGUUGCGGUGGGCAUUAACGGCAGCGGUGCCGCUCUGGCGGACGCCGCAGACCCUACACUCUUUGUUAAAAUCCUGGUCAUCGAGAUUUUCAGUUCGGUUCUGGGCCUCUUCGGUCUCAUCAUCGGCUUGCUUGUCUCCAGCAAGGCAACGGACUUCGGCGAGGUGUGAGGAGAGCAGGACACUGCAGCAGGGAGUUAUGUACCAAAACUCUUCGAGAUUACCUCGAACCGCAACGACGACGACUUGAACCACAUCAUCUUCAUCCACGGCGUUUGGGACCAGCAUGGAAGGGGUGGAGGCAUUGGAUUUAUUUAUCUAGAGCAAGCCUGUAUUAUUGAACGAGAACCACAUGUUAAACUAUCACUUUUCCUUUACCGGGACUCAAGGAUGACGUCCUCGCCCUUGCAAUCUGCCCUUGCCCUCUUCCCCCCUGACAUUACAAACUCUCGAGACGGAAGGCGAUGUCGCAUCGACUUAGCGCUGUAAUCAAGUCCCUAGAGCCCUGACAAUUUCCUAUGACGAGAACAGCUUUGAAGAAGAAAAUAUGUCUUUA